AUUAUUCAUACAAAAAAAUAAAUAAUUAAACUAAUAUAAAGAAAUCUAAAUCUAAUAGGGUUAAGAUAGAUCAGCAAUAAAAGGCAAACUAGAAAGUUAAAAUUCGAGUUUUAAUUAGCAAUAAAUAUGAACUAUAAUUAUUAAUACGGAAAUCCUAAUGUUGUACCUAUGGCAUUGCCAAAGGCUCCAGCAUCAAACUAAAAUACAAAUAAUAAUAAUCCAUAUAAUCCAUAUGCAUAAAAUCAAAUAGGAUAUUAAAACAAUCAAUUCAAUUAUUAGUAAUAAUAACAGCCUUACGCAUAGUAGUAGCAGUAGUAAUAGUAGCCAAAUUAAUAUAAUCCAUAUUCGUAGUAGGCUUAUAAUUAAUAUAACCCCAAUAUGCCUUAGCUAUAGUAAUAAUAACAGCAACAAUAAUAGCCUCAAGCUUAAAAUUAAUAAUAGUAGCCUUACAAUUAAUAUAAUAACUAGUAUUAGCAAUAAAAGUAGUAAAACCCAUAAUAAAAUUUGAACAAAGGAUAAGAUACAGCAAGCGUUCAAAAUUAAGAGAUUAUAAAAUAACUAGAUUUAUUAAAGCAAAGAUUUCCAUACUAGAUUGUUCAACCCUAAUUCCCAUCUGAAGUAGGUAGAAAAACUGUUAUCAAUAUGGAGUUAGAUAUCCCAAAUUUUAAAAUUCCAAUAAAAAUAGAGCUUGACUUUGAUUUUCCUAGAAGUAAACCUUCAGUAUUUUUAAGAAAGAGAUAUAUUCAAGCAAAUGUUAAUGACUCAACUCUUAGAUUCAUGUAUGAAGCCAACUUCCGCUGGGAACAAAACUCAACUCUUAUUAACUUAAUAACUACCAUUAAUUAAAUGAUUUAACAGAACCCUCCAUUUGCAGACGGUUUGCUUGAACAAUUUAAAGAAAAAAAAGAAACCAUAAAUUAGGAUUUGGAAAAGCAAAAAUUUGCAACUAUUGAUGUUUAAAAAGUAUUCCCUGGAUAGAAUUAAUAGUAACUUCAAGAAACAUUAAAUUAGCCUAGCUUUGCUGAAAAUAUUGCUGUUUUACCAGAAGUAAUAGAUUUAAAAAACAGAGUUGCCGAUUUAGCAAAUUUAAACGUGAAAGUGAGCUCUGAUAUGAUAGAUUAGUAAGCCAGUCUUGAAGUAAAAAAGAUAAAUUUAAAUGAAAUAGCCAAUUAAUAUGAACAGCUGUAACAAUAACUAUAAAAACUAACUUCAAUUAGCAAUAAUAUCAAAGAGAGAUUUGGAGAUAUGAGCAUCAUUUAAGCAUUGGGUUAAAAAAUAUCAGAAUUAGAAGAGAAUUCAUAAAACGUUCAAGGACAAAAUUUCGAGGAAGAAGUUAGAAAUUAUAAAAAUAAUCGUUAGCUAUAUCAUAUGUUUAACACUUAAAGAGAAAAAUUAACAAAUUCUAAUUGA
Molecule: messenger RNA, 1410 nt
Organism: Tetrahymena thermophila SB210
Lineage: Eukaryota; Ciliophora; Oligohymenophorea; Hymenostomatida; Tetrahymenidae
Product: modifier of rudimentary (Mod(R)) protein
Exons: 6
Source: RefSeq, a predicted model, not a curated record